Molecule: messenger RNA, 3753 nt
Organism: Oryza sativa Japonica Group (Japanese rice)
Lineage: Eukaryota; Viridiplantae; Streptophyta; Magnoliopsida; Poales; Poaceae
Source: RefSeq, a predicted model, not a curated record
GCCCACUGGUAUGGUCCAGGAAGCCCACAUCUCCUCCCUUUCUCUCUCCUGCAACUUUGCUCUGCUCCACUUCAGUGCUCCGUCGAUCUCUCCUCCGCCGCCGGCAAUGGCGUCUCCGCGGCGGCGCUCCCUGCCGCUGCCGCUCCUCCUCCUCGUCUUCCCGGUCUCCCUCUUCGUCGUCCUUCUCCUCCACCACCGCUCCUCGAUCCCCGCGGCGGAGCUCCUCUCCGGCCCCGGGCCGGACCCGCGCCGCUUCUCCCUCCUCAUCAAGGUCCUCGCCUACGACCGCCCGGGGCCGCUCCGCCGCUGCCUCCGCUCGCUCGCAGCGGCGGACUACGCCGGGGACCGCGUGGCGCUCCACGUCCUCGUCGACCACCCGCGCCCCAACGCAUCCCUCGAUGCGUCGCGCGAGAUCCUCGCCGAGGCCGACGCCCUCCGGUGGCCGCACGGGGAGAAGCGCGUGCACUACCGCGCCGCCAACGCGGGGCUCCAGGCGCAGUGGAUCGAGGCGUGGUGGCCCGGCUCCGACGACGAGUUCGCCUUCGUCGUCGAGGACGACCUCGAGGUGUCGCCGCUCUACUAUCGGUUCCUCAAGCGGCUGGUCAUGGCGUACUACUACGACCGCGAGAACUACAGCCCCUACGUGUUCGGCGCGUCGCUGCAGCGCCCCCGGUUUGUCGCAGGUAAACAUGGAAACAAGAUACAGCUGGAUAGUGAAACUCACCUUUUCUUGUACCAGAUGGUUGGUACCUGGGGCCAACUUCUCUUCCCAAAACCAUGGAAAGAAUUUCGAUUAUGGUAUGAUGAACACAAAUCUAAAGGAAUCAAACCUAUUCUUGAAGGCAUGAAAACUACAGGGUGGUAUAAAAAGAUGGGGGAGAGAAUAUGGACCCCUUGGUUCAUUAAGUUUGUCCACUCCUGUGGAUACUUCAACUUCUACACGAACUUCCUGAAGGAAAGGGCCCUCAGCGUCUCUCAUAGGGAUGCAGGUGUGAACUAUGGAAGGAGUGUUGGACCAGAUUCUACGUUGUUAGAUGGGAAGAAUCUGGAUUUCAAUCUAUGGGAAUUGCAGCCUCUAAACAAGCUAAAAUGGUACGAUUUCUGCUUUGCUGAAGUUCUUCCCGGAAGAGUCAUUAGGAAAUUCAGUGAACUUGGUUCUGUGCUCAAGUCGGUGCAAUUAGAAAACAAUGUUGUGCUGAUAAGUCUAUACUCACUAGAACAGAGAAUUGCAAGAAACUUGAUUUGCUAUCUUGAGAAGUCAGGGAUGCGGAACUACAUUUUCCUUGUUGACAAUACAGAAUUUCUGGAUGACCUUGCUCAUAGAGGACAUCCUGUCAUUGAUGCUAUCAGUUUGCUCCAGAGCAUCAAAAUGAGUAGUUCUAUAUACUCAGAUGACUUUGUUAAGGAAAUAGUGGUCAAAGCUUAUGUGAUAAAAAAUUGCUUGGACCUGGGCUACAAUCUUUGGGUAUUAAAUGGGAAUACAAUUUCUCUUGGCAGUAAGUUAAAUGAGCCAUCAGAUCAAUCAGUUGAUUUCUUUGCUGCAGAAUCUGUAGAUUUGAUGUUUCUGAGGGGCUCACAGAGCUCUAAAAAAACUUGGAAUGAACUUGAUAUAUUGAGAAUGGCUGAUGGGAUGAUGUCUUCAAAAAGCGGCUUUUCUUCUUCUCUUGAGCAUAAGAAUUUUGUCCGCGUGCUCACUGGAGUGUUGGGAAACAAUGGUGCUGUGAGGCUGGGAAAACUGGAUGAAGAAAUUAUGGCUGUUGAAUUAGGGCCUAACACCUCAAACAGAUCAUUGUCAGAAGGUCACUGUAAAGUCUUAUUCUGGUCUCAUAGUAUGACUUCAGAUUCAGUUCAAAGUCAACUUGAAAAUAGAGGUUUAUGGUUAAUUGACUCAGAUUCAUCUUGUAGUGCUGUUGUUUGUGGCCAAAAACAGAAGUAAUAUUGUUUGUUGUUGCAAAUGUUCUUUUGUUAAACAAUGGCAACAUUAACGGGAUCUAAGCCAAGGUAACUCAAAGGUAUUAUGAGAGAGGUGAACCUGCCCUGGGAACUUACCCAAGGAAACAGUGAUAGCAUUCUUCUUUGAUGUCAUUUUGGAUCAUCCUCAUGGUAUUCAAUGCAGAUUUUUGCCAGAAAAUAUUGAUUACAGUGGAGUUUUUGUGAGACCACAUUUGUUUUGUAGCUCUGCUCUGGUACAGAUUAUAUGGUAUCCACGGGUAUGAACUCCAUUAAGUCUUCCACGGGUAUGAGCACUCGGUGUGUGUGCUGUCUUGCAGUCUUGCUGAUGAGGGGGAACUAUUCAGUUAGCUAUGUUUGGCUGCGAAUUCAACUCAUUAAUAUGGUUUUGGAGAUAAUUUUCUCUGGUAUGCUCCACGUGGAUAGCAGCAUUCCAACCACAACCUGACAGUCCUCAGAUCAUUGGAUGCUAACUUGGUAUGCUUUUUCUGUCCAAAGUAACAGUGAAUUCUCUGUUCUAAACAUGUACUAUCAAUGUUGUCUGUAUUUAAGUCAUUCAAAUUGUGGACAACUGUGGGGUAAAUUUUACUGAGAUUUGCACAGAUAGAUAAUUUUCUCUCUUUUUUUCAUUUGGUCAAUAGAAGUAAGUUUGUCUACACUGUUACAAUUUCCAAUGCAAGGUUAACUAUGAGGUUUUUGUUCCGAGGUAGCAGUAUGUAUCAGAUAUUCAGAGCAGUUCUACUGCAACAGGGUUCAACAAACCUUAUACAGAAACAGAUGUAGAAAGUGUGUAUCUGAAGAAAAAGGUGGCAGAUAUGGUUGUUGGUGCACAUCUUUCACUGGCAGAAGCGAUAUUAAGUCACUGGCAGAAGCAAUAUCAGCAAGGUAACGAAAGGAUUCUCAACUGUAAAGUGGUUAGACAAAUUUGACAGAUCGUUGGAAAUUUGUGGAACGAUCAAUAAAAGAGUGGCAUCACUGAGAGGAGAUUUCCCAACCAAAGUUGACAAUUCCUAGUAACACAAUGUUAUUCCACUUAAACAAGGUGAGAUUAUCUAUCACUGGAUCAAACUUAGAAUGUAAGGUAAGCUUGCAGUUGUGACAAAGUGGAGCCUGGAAAAUGACAUCCAAAUUGCCCCAAGAUGCAUCCUUGCAUAUAAUAAAAUGAAAACGUAUGGUGUCAUUGCAUAAUGAGAUGAGCAUAUGAGCCUGAUGUCUGCUCUGCAAACCACCUUACUCCCAUGAAUAGGGGCCAGUUGCAGUCAACGGCUCAAUCAUGUUUAGUGACCAAUCUAGCAGCUUGCUAUGCCUAUUGCAUAGAGACAUGUUAGGUAGCAUCUCAACACAAAAUUUGGAAGCACCUAAUAGGUAGUAUUAGGCGUAUAUUUCUUCAUGCAUUAGGAUCUCCAACGGAGCAUUUCUGCUAUUAGCUACUCUGUUUCUCAAAGAUAUUCAUUCAUUGCCUUUAUCCCUUUAAUUUUCUCUUAAUUAAGGUAUAUAUAACUGAUUAGCAGGUUCACUAUAGCUACUAGAUUCUGGCAUCCUGUUCAUGAUUAACCUCUAACGUACUCUCACACUGUAGGCUGUAGCACCAUUAGUACACUGCAAUACGGAUCAUCAAAUAAUUAGUGUCGUAAAGUGUACUCGCUGAUGAUCUCGACAUUUGUUGUUGUAAGCAGUGUCCUUUUCGUGACAGCUGGUGUCCUUUUUAUUUUUAUUUUUCCUAUUAAGGGGAACAGCUGUUUUCUUCAUCAUCCUCUAAAAAGGACAUGGCAACUAAUUAGGUCUACCAGACAACGUGAACAA